AUGGCGGUGGGGCUGUGGGGGCUGCUGGGGAGAUUGCCCCCCCAGCCCUUCCCCAGUGGGUCCCACUCCUUCCCCAGUGCAUCCCAGUGCCCCCAGCCCUUCUCAAUUGGGUCCCAGUCCUUCCCCAGUGUGUCCCAGUGCCCCCAGAUCUCCCACAACUCCCAGUCCCUCCCUGGGUACUCCCACUCCUUCCCCAGUGUGUCCCAGUGCCCCCAGCCCUUCUCCAGUGGGUCCCUGCUCCUCCCCAAGGACUCCCAGUCCCUCCCUGGUGGGUCCCAGUCCCUCCCCAGUGGGUCCCAGUGCCCCAGUGACAGGCUGGGUGCCGCAGCACUUUGGGUGCUGGCCCAGCUGAUGUUGGCAGAGGCAGCAGAGCAGUGCUUGCCCGGCCACAGCUUUGAGACGCUGUGGGUGAUGCUGGAGCAGGACCGCGUCCUGCAUGUGGAGCUCCACCACCCUGAGAAGAGGAAUGCCAUGAACAUGGCGUUCUGGAGGGAGAUGGUAGAGUGCUUCCAGGACAUAGGCCAGGACUCAUCCUGCUGCGCCAUCGUCAUCUCAGGUGCUGGGAAGAUUUUCACGGCUGGGAUUGACCUGAUGGGGAUGGGCAGCGAGUUCACAAUGGUGGAGGGUGAGGACAGGGCCAGGAAGGCCUGGAACCUGCGCCGGAAGAUCUGCGAGUACCAGGAGACCUUCUCGGUGCUGGAGAAGUGCCCGAAGCCGGUGAUCGCAGCGGUGCAUGGCGCCUACGUCGGCACAGGUGUUGAUCUCAUCUCUGCCUGUGACAUCUGCUACUGCGCCCAGGAUGCCUGGUUUCCAGGUGAAGAUAGGUGGGAGGUGGACAUCGGGCUGGUGGCUGACGUGGGCACCCUGCAGCAUCUCCCGAAGAUCAUGGGUAGCCAGAGUCUCAUCAAUGAACUGGCCUUCACCGCCCACAAGAUGAUGGCCCCUGAAGCGCAGAGCUCCAGCUUGGUGAGCCGGGUGUUUGCCGAUAAGGAGACACUGCUGCAGGGAGCCUUGGAAGUGGCCACCACCAUUGCAGCCCGGAGCCCCGUGGCCGUGCAGGGCACCAAGGUGAACCUGCUCUGCUCACGGGACCACCCUGUCCCCAAGAGCCUCCGUUACGUGGCCAACUGGAACAUGAGCAUGCUGCAGACCGAGGACAUCCUCAAGUCGGUGCAGGUAGUGAUGGAGAAGAAGGGUCCCGAGGACGUCCCCUUCUCCAAGCUGUAGGGCCACCGCGGCCCCCCCCCCACAAUAAACCUGGCUGCCCCCACAUC
Harpia harpyja (harpy eagle) is the source of this 1274-nucleotide messenger RNA. RefSeq names its product enoyl-CoA hydratase 1 (gene ECH1). The record is from RefSeq and is a predicted model, not a curated record. Gene Ontology annotation, cellular component: mitochondrion. NCBI's taxonomy places the organism in Eukaryota, Metazoa, Chordata, Aves, Accipitriformes, Accipitridae. Gene Ontology annotation, molecular function: delta(3,5)-delta(2,4)-dienoyl-CoA isomerase activity.